Monoraphidium neglectum is the source of this 327-nucleotide messenger RNA. Its product is annotated as thioredoxin-like protein. The record is from RefSeq and is a predicted model, not a curated record. Lineage: Eukaryota; Viridiplantae; Chlorophyta; Chlorophyceae; Sphaeropleales; Selenastraceae. The transcript is spliced from 2 exons. The coding region runs from base 1 to 327 and encodes 108 amino acids.
AUGAAGAAGUACAUGUACAUCGCAGAGCAGUGGCCAGACGUGGUGCUGCUGCAGAUUUUUGGGGACGAGAGCCCAGACACGCGCAAGAUGAUGGUCAGCAUGAAGGUCAAGGUGACGCCAACCUUCACCCUGUACCGCGGCGGCAGCGCCGUGGCCACGGUGUCCGGCGUCAGCGAGGUCAAACUGCUGCGCGCGAUGGUUGACCAGAUGCAGCCGCGGGAGCUGGAGGGCCACGAGGAGGACCUGCUGGAGCUGGAGGUGGCGGAGGCUGAGCUGGCGGCGCAGGAGGAAGCCGAGAGGAAGCUGAAGGAUGCAGCGGCACACUGA